CGCGCGCCGUGUUGCGGUUGUAGCCCCCGAGCUCUAACUUGUUUGGAGAGGAACUGGUUAUUCUCCGGAGAGAGAUGAUCAUUGCCGAACAUGCGCUGUACUGUGAACUGCUGAUUUGUGUCCCGAGUCAUCAAACACUUCCUCUGCCAGAACUUUGCAAUCCACUGCUCCUUGGACCUUCUGGUCGUGAACUGGACGACUACAGGUGGUGGCCGGUCGGUCCUGUAGGACGGUACACGAUGGGCUGCUGCGACGUCAGUCUCCUUCACCUCCACCCCCAGGGCCGCUCCCACGUCCGUCAGCAGAUCAUUGAUGUUCUCACCUCUCGUCUCCGGAAUAAACAUGGCAUGCAUGCAAGUGGAGCCUGCGGAAACUAAAGAAAGUGAGGCACCAAGAAAGUCAGCCAUUGCAUCGCUUCAAGACCCUGAUAAAAAUGUUGACAGCCGAAAGUAUCUUCUCAAGAAAUAUCCUAUUAGGUCCAAUGCAGUGUUUUGUGGUUAGAAUAUUUACAGUAAUCUUUGGCUUCCACAGAUUCUGUAUCAUCUUUGACAAGAACUGUUAUUUUAUAUGACAUUGUUUUAAUUCUGUUGUUGUUGUCAAUUUCUUGAUGUAUAAGCUAAGAAUUGGGAAACUAUGAAUUGAAUGUUACAUUAUUUUUACAAAAAUAUCAGCCUAAGGAAACAGAGUUAAAGUCAAAUUUAGGGUUAAGUUGUUUAAAUGGUACACUGGUAGUUGUGUUGAAACUUGCACAAAAAUUGGUACCAGAGGCAGAUAAAAGGGGUGGCUCAGGGGGUGACAGCCCCAAACCAAAAAUCCAAAGGCAAGUUAAUUCAGUGUCAGUCUUAGUGAAUAUGUAAUAUUUAAUAUCUAUAUUAUUACGCUCUAUUUUUGAACUUUUACUGUGUCAAACAUACUUUGAAAUUAGUGAUAGAAAACUUUUAUUAUUAAAUUAAUUUUUCGAGCCACACCAAAAUAAGUAAGACCACUGUUUCCUAACCUAAGUAUGGGUAUAUUAUUGUCUUGGAGAAAAUAAAAAAUAUAACUUUGUACUUUUUUACAAAAACCUUAAUAUAGGCCUAGAUUUUCUGCUACUUCAAAAGUAAUACAUAUAUCUUGCACAAAACAUUUAAGACAUUAAAAAAAAUUAAUACGAAAUAAAUUAUUAAAAAUAAAAAUUCAGGUAAACAAUAAGGGCUCUAAAGGUGGUAGAUUAAGGACAUUCACAAUUAUAGCUCUAACUACAGUUUGUAAGAUCUUAUCAGUAUUUAAAAUGGUGACGUUUGGAGAAACAUGUUUCUUUUCUUUCAUGUAAUUUAGUUCAUAGCUUCAAAUCAACUAAAACGUUAAUUAUUCCUAAAAUUAAUUAAAUAAUUUACAAUUAUAGUAUGAAAUAGUCAUUAUUAAGCUAUCCAAUACACUACACUCACGGAACCUAGAGCUCUCGCACACACACAUUCACAGCCCUAUUGACAGGUCUGUGUUCUCAGUGUGCAUCGAUCAGUUGUAUUAGUUAUAACUUAAUUAUGUUAAACGUAUUACAUUUGCCUCCUCCAAAACAAAAAAAAAAAAACGAAAAUGAGGCCAAAUUGCAACAUAUUUUAUAAAAUAGGAAAGGCAACUAUUAAAUGUAAUAGUGUUAUAAUAAAACAAUAUAUUUCACCAGUUUAACAUGACAAAACUAUCUCGUAUUUGGACUCACAUUCCUUAUAGCUUCUAGGAGAUAACAUAUUUCACGGAAUUCUGACAAUUAGUAUUAAAUAGAAAGUAGUAUCUGUGUCCCAUAGUUCCAGUUGAUGAGUCAGGACAGGCUACCUAGCAGGAUUGAGGUGGCCAGCUGUUGUAGUGUGUCUGUAGUGGUAAAGGGUUUUUAUAUAAUUCUUUACAGGGUUAAUAACAGUUCUUCGUACUGAAUAAAAGACAUGCGGUUCUAUAAAGUUAUCGAUCUUAAGAAACUGCGCGCUUCACUGAGUUUCCAUCAUAAUUGUAACAUCACUGGUAUCUCAAAACGACUAAAUUUACAGGACAAGGACUUCAUCUAAUUUUUAUUAGCAAUUAAAAACGUGAUCUUAUGUUUGAUAUUAAGUCGUUAAAGGUAAUUUUAAAUGGUUUUAUUUUAACUUUAAGGAAGGAGACGUAUUGUUUUUAAUAUUCUUUUUGCAGUUACAAUGGUUUUACAAGUCUUUUGUACAACAUUUAUUUUAUGGUACGUUAUUUAUUUUAAAUCGUUAAAGGUUAAGUUUCCAAUUAAGAUAUUUCGUAUUAUUCAAGAGAAAAAGAUUUAUACUGUAGGAAAAGAAGAUAUUUAUAAAAAAUUUACUGUAUUUUCUUUGGUUUGUUUUUGAUGAAAUGAAAUGAAAUUAAUUCAUUGAAUUAUACUAGUAUGGGAUACUGUACUCAUACAUUAAAAUAUUUUAUUUACAUAUGUAUAUUAGUUAAUAAUAGUAUAAGCUUCAUUGAGCUAGAAAUUAUUUAUUCAAAUAUUCGUAGUCUAAGGGAACAUUUUUAUUUUCUUGUAUUAGAUUUGAAUUCAAGGAACAGCCUCCCUGAAAUAAUAGUUGUAUCUGAAAUUUGGGUAAACGAUAAUGAAAGUCAGCUCUACACAACAAAACAUUAUAAUCCAUCAGUUAAUUGUAAUAAUGAGAGUAGAGCAGGUGUUGCAAUGUACAUACAUUCUAAAAUUGAAGUUGUAAAUAGUUGUUAUCUAAAUUUGGUAUCGGCGGAUGUUUUGA
Messenger RNA from Homalodisca vitripennis (glassy-winged sharpshooter), 2729 nucleotides. RefSeq lists its product as uncharacterized. The record is from RefSeq and is a predicted model, not a curated record. The transcript has 3 exons. Bases 75 to 377 code for a protein of 100 amino acids. Lineage: Eukaryota; Metazoa; Arthropoda; Insecta; Hemiptera; Cicadellidae.